AUGGUGGUGGCUGUUCGGGGUGAACACGCUCACGGGUUUCUGUUGCUGGAAAUGAAGUUCCGUCUCUAUGGCUAUUGUUACCAAGAUAGCAAUGACAUCCCAGACACACUGACGACCAUCACUGAACUAGGCUCACCUUUAGAGAUGAUUCAGCUUUUACAGACUUCCUGGGAAGACAGAUUUCGAAUAUGUCUCAGCUUAGUUCGGCUUCUGCAUUAUUUGGCUCACUCUCCUCUUGGCUCUGUGACAUUACUGGAUUUUCGCCCUCGGCAGUUUGUGAUCGUGGAUGGGGAACUGAAGGUGACGGAUCUGGAUGAUGCCAGCAUCGAGGAGAACUCUUGCACCAGCAACAGCGACUGCUUUAUGGAAUUCCCAGCGAGGAACUUCACCCUGCCCUGUUCGGUUGAGGGACGAUGUCAGAACAUGAACGAAAAGAGGAAUCUCUACAAUGCCUACAGGUUUUUUUUUACAUAUCUUCUUCCACACAGUGCUCCAUCCUCAUUGAGACCAUUACUGGAUAAGAUACUCAAUGCAACAGGAGAACUUCACUGGGGAAUAGAUGAGACGGCUGCUCAGCUAGAGAGAGUUUUGAAUUUGUAUAAGAGUGGAGAGUACCUACAGAACACGACCCGGAUGCCCAAAGCUGAGUACAGGCGGGUGCCUGAAGCUUUUAUUCCUGAUGAGAACUACAGAUGCUGGCCAUCUUACCACCAUAAGGCCUGCCUCCUCUCCGUGUUUGACAUCAGCGAAGCCAUUGAGAUCUGUGACAGCUACUCCCAGUGCAAAGCUUUCGUCUUAACUAACCAGACGACUUGGACAGGUCGACAGCUUGUCUUCUUCAAGAUGGCCUCAAAUCACAUCGUGCCUGAUCCUGACAAGAUAACAUAUGUGAAGGUGACAGACUGACAGCUAAAGUGGCUCAGUCUGACUCGUGAGUGACAAGAGCUGUUUGUGUAUAAAUAUAGGCAGCUGUUAGGUAUAAGGUGGCUGUGGCCGGAGAGAUAAUUGCACUAUUACUCAUUCUAAUCUAUAGAGUGCUAAACAAAACUUUAAAGAAAUAACCUGCAUGACCAGGAUGGAUGUGCAAUAAAACAACAUUUUGAAAAUGUGACUUUUUUUUUAAAAAAAAAGCAAAGUACAAGUAUGAUACACUACUAGGAUAUAAUUUUGGGUAUAAAUCAGCUGGCAGCUCUGGCUUUUCUAACCAAGGUUAGCAUAAUGUUUCUGACCUGUGCAUGUGUGCACAGGGAUGAAAGUUGAUCAUUUCUAUGGGAAGUCUGUAUCCUCCGCGCUGAUACUUAUUUGGGCACGUACAAUCACAACAGACUAACUGAAGCAUAUCAGGUUGUAAGCUGAAUAGCAAACGUUUCUGAAGACAAUCAGCAUUUGUGUUAAAGCUAUCAAAUAU
This is a messenger RNA of Opisthocomus hoazin, 1408 nucleotides long. The record is from RefSeq and is a predicted model, not a curated record. Lineage: Eukaryota; Metazoa; Chordata; Aves; Opisthocomiformes; Opisthocomidae.